UAAAGAUGUCCACCAUUCCUGCUCAAUAACGGUUUUCUUAUACAGUAAGUACUGCCUUUCCAUAGUGGACGACUCCUCAGGUCUGUGAAGAAAUGGUGUUCUGUUGGUGUGCUCUAGCUCUGUUGACUCUGGCCCCAGUGGUUACAGGUAACAAUGCUGGAGUUAAAGUCAGACUUACUCAGAGGGGACUUGAUUACGCUGUAUCCCCUAUUAUCAAGCAGGUGCUCUUAAAUAUGGAAAUUCCAGACCAAGAAGGUACAGGACGUCUGAAGUAUAUUGCUAAAGGAUUGAAAAUUUAUAACCUGGAAAAUUUUAAAUUAGUGCAGACGUUUGUUCGUGGAACUGGAGUCAGAAUAGAAGUUAGUGCCAACAUUUACAUGUCUGGAAAUGUGACAGUAGAUAGAAGGGUACACACUUUUGGUCCGUCUAAUCUGACUGUGGAUACACUUUCCAUCAGUGCCUUUGUUGCAGUAAAAAGGGAUGAACACCCAACAUUCAAAAUAAAUGAAUGUACAGCAAACAUUGGGCGUUUGGAUGUCGAUCUUCAGAACGGUUGUUGUGUUGACAGUUGUGUUAAGGGAAUUAUUUCCUGCUCAAAUUGGGGUUUGCGCUGGUAUAUUGCAAGAAAGAUCUGCCCCCUGCUGGAAAAUUACCUUGACAAUUUAAACACCCAGUUGGCAACAAUGAAUGCUACAAUAAAUGAAUAUGCUGCAAUAGACUACUCGCUGAGGUCUGUUGACAUCACUGAUACCAGCAUUGAGUUAGGACUUAAGGGCAUAUUCUACAACACUCCGCGCACUCAAGAACCUCGCUUCCCUUCCACUGCUGUCUCAUGCACUUCGCUGAACAGCAAAAUGUUCUGCGUUGCAAUAUCUGCCUUCACCAUCAACUCAGCAUUCUCGGUGUUCCACAACACUGGUGUCUUCAACAUCACAAUCACUGAUGACAUGAUCCCUUCUGUUUCUCCGAUUCGUCUCAGCACCACGACAUUUGGAGCAUUCGUUCCUCAAAUUUCUGAAAAAUACCCUGAUCUGAAGUUGGAGCUGGAGGUAAAGACAGUAAAGGAACCUGACAUUCAAUUUGAACCCAACAAUGUGAUUCUUAAGAUCUUCAGUACAGUGACAGCUGUCCAAUCUGGCAACAGACUAACUCAACUCUUCAUCCUCAAUCUGGAAAGCAGUGCCAGUGUUCAAGUGUCUGUGAGAGAGGAUAAGCUGGUAUUAGCUUUAAACCUUGAGAAAAUUGAUGUGAGUAUGAACACCAAAACAUUUAAGUUCACAAAUCUCAGUUUCUUGAACAUGGCCAUAAAAGACAUCCUCUUUCCCAUUAUUAAAGCUCACUUAGCGAAAGAUUUCCCACUUCCUGGUUUACUUAGAUCCACCAUGGUACGCUUUAUAAACCCUCAAGUUGAGGUUCUCAAAGAUUAUGUGAUGAUUGGAACAGAUAUUCAGUUUGGAGAAAACACCUAAUAUUAAGACCACUAAGGGAAAAUAUGUUUGUAAAGGUGAUUUAAAGAGAAAUGAAAUGCAUUUGCCUCUGCAAAAAAUCAUGUUUUGAAAUUUGCAUAAAUAAAUUCAUGAGGCAAUAUUGCCCCGAUAACUGCAUUCAUUUGUUUCUUAUGGUUUGUAAAUGUAUUCCUCUA
This is a messenger RNA of Labeo rohita (rohu), 1642 nucleotides long. Its product is annotated as bactericidal permeability-increasing protein-like. Bases 93 to 1469 code for a protein of 458 amino acids. Lineage: Eukaryota; Metazoa; Chordata; Actinopteri; Cypriniformes; Cyprinidae. The transcript is spliced from 16 exons. The record is from RefSeq and is a predicted model, not a curated record. Gene Ontology annotation, molecular function: lipid binding.